Trypanosoma theileri is the source of this 1125-nucleotide messenger RNA. Its product is annotated as putative developmentally regulated GTP-binding protein,putative. Gene Ontology annotation, biological process: cytoplasmic translation. The coding region runs from base 1 to 1125 and encodes 374 amino acids. Gene Ontology annotation, molecular function: GTP binding; GTPase activity. NCBI's taxonomy places the organism in Eukaryota, Euglenozoa, Kinetoplastea, Trypanosomatida, Trypanosomatidae. The transcript has a single exon. Gene Ontology annotation, cellular component: cytoplasm. The record is from RefSeq and is a predicted model, not a curated record.
AUGGGGUUGCUUGAACGACGUAAGGCGAUCGAGGAGGAGAUUGCCAAAACGCAAAAAAACAAAAAGACGGAAUAUCACAUUGGACGCCUUAAGGGUCAACUUGCCCGUAUUAAAACUGAAAUGUUAGAGAAUGCAACGAGGGCUGCUGGUGCUCGUGGGGGUGAUGGUUUUGAGGUGAGAAAAAGUGGUGAUGUGCGCUGUGCUCUUGUGGGAUUUCCAUCUGUGGGAAAGUCCUCCUUUCUCUCACGCGUGACCGCCACAGCAAGUGAGGCAGCGGGGUAUGAGUUUACCACACUGACGUGUAUUCCAGGUAAACUUGUGCAUAAAGGCACGGAAAUUCAAAUCUUAGACCUACCAGGUAUUAUUGAAGGUGCUGCAGAAGGUAAAGGUCGUGGAAGACAAGUUAUUGCUACUGCACGAACAGCGGAUAUGAUUAUUUUAAUGUUAGAUGCCGCUAAGGCAGAGGCACAAAGAGGUAAAAUUGAGGCUGAGUUAGAAACUGUUGGAAUUCGUCUAAAUCAGAGAUUUCCAGAUGUGACGUUUAAAAAGAAACCAUCAUGUAGCAUGAAUGCUAUCAGUUUUACUUCUACGGUUAAACUUACAUUGGGUAUGUCUGAAUCUUUGGCCAAGGAGAUAUUGAAAGAUUAUGGUAUUCAUAAUGCUGAUGUUGUUAUUCGUGAAGAUAUCACAGUUGAUCAAUUUAUUGAUGUUAUUGAAGGAAAUCGAAAGUAUAUGCCAUGUUUAUACGUCUAUAACAAAAUUGAUACCAUUACAAUGGAAGAAAUGGAUCGUUUGAGUCGUUUACCACAUUCUGUUGUUCUUUCACUUCAUUGGGAUUUAAAUGUGGAUGAAGUUAUUGAAGAAAUUUGGGAACAUCUUAAUAUUAUUCGUAUUUAUACAAAAAAACAUGGAAAUCAUCCUGACUUUACAAAACCAUUUGUGGUGAAAAGAAAUUCUUCCGUGGAGCAUAUUUGCAAGAGGAUCCAUAAAGACAUUGCGUCUAGAUUUAAAUACGCAUUGGUUUGGGGCACAAGUGCAAAACAUCAACCACAGAGAGUUGGUAUAGCACACCAGUUAGAGGAUGAAGAUGUUCUUCAAAUAAUGCUUAAAACGUCUAACGAAUAA